AUGCUGAUUUGCUCCUAUUGGCCAGAUGUGGAGGGAAAUCAGAGAGACCUGGUGUCAAACGGAGAUAUGGUGGAUCAGAAUGUCGACGAAGAGGUGACGAGACCAAAAAAGAGGAAAGUGAAACCUAAAGUAACAGAAACACAGUCCAACGAUGAACUGGACAUAGAGGAUGAUGACAUCAUCAUAGACCCCCAGGAGCCUGUCUCCCAGCAUUCCUUGUUCUCUGCUCCCCAAGGGCAGAGUCAGCCUGUGGGGAAGGUGUUUGUGGAGAGAAGCCGUCGUUUUCAAGUAGCUGAGCGAGUGGACCAGUGGAAGGCCAGUGGCCCGAUGGAGCAGAGUUUUAUGGACAUCCGCUCAAUGUGGACCACUAGAGAGGUCUCCUCGAGAGUCCACAGCGGCUUCAGGGUGAUUGGCCUGUUUUCUCAUGGCUUCCUGGCUGGUUAUGCUGUGUGGAAUAUCAUUGUGGUCUAUGUUCUGGCUGGGGAACAGAUGAGCACUCUUUCCAACCUACUGCAGCAAUAUCACACCCUGGCCUACCCCGCACAGUCCCUACUCUACCUGCUGCUGGCCCUCAGCACUGUUUCUGCCUUCGACAGGUUGAAUCUUGCCAAAGCUGCUAUAGCCAUGAGGAGUUUAGUGACUCUCCGUCCUGUGGCACUUGCCUCGCCCUUGUACUUUUCUGCCCUUGUUUUAUCAUUAAGCCAGCAGAUGACGAGUGAUCGCAUCAAUCUCUAUAAUCAGUACUCCAGCUAUAAUGUGACACUCUGGCAGCCGGGCUCAGAGCGCAGCGUCCUUCACCCCUGGAUCAUAGUAAACCUGGUGGUCACUUUGCUGGUCGGGGUGGCCUGGGUUCUGAUGUCAACAAGUCCAGAAAUCGACCACACAGAAGAGUUUAUGUCGAUGGAAAUGGAAUAUCCAAAAGCAGAAAUCGCUCAAGAGGCCACA
Messenger RNA from Sinocyclocheilus rhinocerous, 945 nucleotides. Its product is annotated as transmembrane protein 237B. The record is from RefSeq and is a predicted model, not a curated record. The annotation marks the transcript as partial. Gene Ontology annotation, cellular component: ciliary transition zone. Gene Ontology annotation, biological process: cilium assembly. The transcript has 8 exons. Lineage: Eukaryota; Metazoa; Chordata; Actinopteri; Cypriniformes; Cyprinidae.